Molecule: messenger RNA, 2128 nt
Organism: Papilio polytes (common Mormon)
Lineage: Eukaryota; Metazoa; Arthropoda; Insecta; Lepidoptera; Papilionidae
Gene: Obp59a
Exons: 4
Coding region: 719-1513 (264 amino acids)
Molecular function (GO): odorant binding
Source: RefSeq, a predicted model, not a curated record
AUUUAUGUAUUUUUAUUUAAUAGUUAUAAAUCUCAUAAACUUUUAAGGUGCAAUAAAGCCUGUCAAAUAAGAAUAAUUGCGUGAUAUCAUUUGACAAGUGACGCUGAUGAGCACGUACUAGUAAUAUAACUAAUAACAAGAACAAUUUAAAUUACAUUAUCCUUAUGAAAACAACAAUUACAAUAUGAAUCAAGGUUGAUAAAUAAUCAUGGAGCCAACAGCACAUCAUGACACCCUUAGAACUAAGCAAUUAUAUGGUCACUACUUACUGCUCAUCAUCAUAUAAAUUGUUUUCAAAAGGCCGCCCACUAUAAUAAAUCGUUUUGCUUUCCGCGUCUUUUAUUAAAUACUUAUACUGAGAAAUAAUCAUCUGUAACUCAUAAUUAUAUCCAACUCAUGUAGAAACAUGUCAUUUGUAAAUUAUUAAGAAAUUCUAUAGACAUAUGGUAAUUCAAUCUCAUACAUUCAACCCAAGUUGUAGGUCAAACUUAGCUCCAAAUAUCUCUACCAUAUGAAGUAGAAUAUAAAAAUACCCGAAGCACAAAACGUGUGGCAUAUCAUAUAGAUUAUUACGAUAAUCCUCUUGUACCUAUAAGUUAUAUAAAAAAUAUUCGUGUGGCAUCUCCCUUUGGAUGGUAAUUUUUAACUCGGGAAAAUUGUCUGUAAUUACUGUUAGUAACAUGACAGGUAUUCGAAUAAAGAAUCAGAGCUGAACAGGAUGUACUACUGUCUGCCAAUCAAAUGUCGUACACAACGAUCUCAUUUCCUGUGCAUAAUCAUUUAUAUUCACUGCAAUAUCACUCACCUUAUACACGCGGCCAUGCUCCGUAUAGCAGUUAUCAUAUUACCAGCUUUAGUUAUAUGUUCCAACAAAGGGAACAUACAUCUACUUGAAGAAGAAAUUGCCGAAGCGAUAAGGGCUUGUACACACAAUGACAGCGAGCAAAUUGUUAAACGAUAUAAUCGUUCUAAUAGGAACAUGUCAAAUCAUUACCAAUAUCCCCAUAUCGAUAAUAAAAAGAAUUCUAAUCCCUACCAUCAUGAGAGACGUAACACAAGUGAUAUGAUGACACCAAACAAUGUCACCUCUAUAUCAGACAACGAUUUAUUCGGAUUUGCCAACGAAUACGAAAACCAGAAUAACACCGGGAGAACUAAUUUUGGUAAUAACAACAAUAACAAUAAUACUUUUAAAAGAAGGAAUAAAAGAGAUGAAUAUCAACUGAACAAGAAUGAAGACGAUCAGUGUCUCAAUCAAUGUGUGUUCGCUAAUUUACAAGUGGUUGACUCACGAGGCAUUCCUCGUGAGACAGAACUUUGGAAUAAGAUCCAAGCAGACGUGACGUCACAGCAUUCGCGCAUCCUUCUACAGGACCAAAUAAGAUUGUGCUUUCAAGAACUACAAACUGAAUCAGAAGACAAUGGCUGUUCUUAUUCAAAUAAAUUAGAGCGUUGCUUGAUGCUACAUGUCUCUGAUCGGAUGAAAGAAGCUGAUAGAAUGAAACAAACUUGACAAUUCACUAUUCGAAUCAAACUAAAACAACUUGGAUAACGGAAACUGGCAAACUGCAUGUUUAUUGAUAUUGUUUAUGUAGAUGUUAUUAUAGUACUAUUUAUCCUCAUAUUUAAUUUACAUAAAUAAAAAAAUAUUUUACCUUGUAGUACAUAUUUGCUAGUAUUUCAAAUUACUUUCUUAUUAGUUGAUACCUGACUAAAUACUAUAUCCAAACUAUGUACUAUAUACUAUGUACUAUGUACUAUAUACACUAUGUACUAUAUACAAAUAUAAACAAUAAUAAUGCCAGGAAAUGAAACUUUAUUACACAUCCAUGACUUACAGAUUCAACCAAUGUUUAUAUAGAAACAUAAUAUUUUCUGACAUGUCAUACAGACAAUAUGUUCACAUUAUCUGUUAAACUUUAUAAAUAGAGAACAACUGGAUAUCCCGGAUAAGAGAAUGGUUGAGGAUGAAACACAAUAGGGUCGUCUAGACUUCUAUUUGCCAGCUCAUGUGGUAAAAUUUGUCUUGGUAAAUGUAUACUAAGUGAUAUUGCACUCUGAAAUGUAUGAAUAAAAUUUUGUAACACAACUUGCUAUACUUAACAUUACAUUUGUUGGCUAAUUUCAA